Molecule: messenger RNA, 610 nt
Organism: Rhodamnia argentea
Lineage: Eukaryota; Viridiplantae; Streptophyta; Magnoliopsida; Myrtales; Myrtaceae
Product: lachrymatory-factor synthase-like
Exons: 1
Coding region: 66-575 (169 amino acids)
Source: RefSeq, a predicted model, not a curated record
UCUCUCUCUCUCUCUCUCUCUCUCUCUCUCUCUCUCUCUCUCUCUCUCUCUCUCUCUCUCUCUCAAUGGAAGAAGAAACCCGAGCAAGAUGGGAAGGCAAGGUCAUUGCUGAGCUGAAAGGGCCAACACCAGACCAGGUGUGGCCACUCUUGGCGGACUUUUGCAACCUCCACAAGUGGCUUCCCACACUCGACACGUGCUACCGAGUCGAGGGUGUCCCGGGCCAGCCUGGCCUAGUCCGGUACGCUGCUGGCACCGCGAAUGGCAAAGGCUCAGACCCACCCAAGCUGAAGUGGGUCAAUGAGCGGCUCCUCAUGACGGACCCUAGUGACAAGUGCUUCAGCUAUGAGGUCCUGGACAACAAUCUUGGGUUCAAGUCCUAUGUUGCCACAAUUAGAGUGAUGCCCAUAAAUGAUGGCGGGGAUGGUAAGAUGGUUGGGUGCACGAUUGAGUUGUCCUUUGUGUCUGAUCCAGUUGACGGUUGGGGGCUCCAAGAUAUGAGGUCUUUCCUUGAUUUUCGCCUCCAAGCUGUGGCCAAGAACAUAGGAAGUGCAAUUCAAGAAGCUAGUGAGUGAAGUGAGAAAAACGUGACUCCAAGUUGAUUGACUAU